UAAAAUCUUACUUCUUUAGUUAAGCAUCAAAAUCUUCGUAUUUUAUUUUUUAAAUUAUGCGUGAAUGUAUAUCCUUGCACAUCGGUCAGGCCGGUGUACAAAUCGGCAAUGCUUGUUGGGAACUGUACUGUUUAGAACAUGGCAUCAGGCCGAAUGGUUUCUCAGUUAACUCGAGUGACUCAUAUGAUGAUGGCAACGACACCUUCUUCAUGGAAACAGAGUCUAAGAAAUUUAUACCUAGAGCGCUAUUUAUAGAUCUUGAACCUACAGUGGUUGAUGAAGUCAGACUUGGUACCUAUAAAGACUUGUUUCAUCCAGAACAAUUGAUAAGCGAUAAAGAAGACGCAGCCAACAACUAUGCUAGAGGGUAUUACACCACAGGCAAAGAAAAAAUGGACGUACUAAUUGACAGAAUUGGUGCUUUGGUAGAGCAUUGCGAUGGACUGCAAGGUUUUUUAAUUGUGCACUCGUUUGGUGGGGGAACGGGAUCGGGAUUGACAGCGCUUCUCAUGGACCAUCUGUGCACCGAAUAUCCACGACUUUCCAAAAUGGAAAUUGCCUUAACACCUUCUCCUCGGGUAUCAAACGCUGUUGUUGAACCGUACAAUUCAGUACUGAUGACAAAUGCCACUCUCGAAGAUGCUGAUAUAGUGUUCACUAUGGAUAAUGAGGCAAUUUAUGAUAUUUGUGUUACCCGUUUAGGAAUUGAAAGACCUACGUAUACUAAUUUAAAUAGACUAAUUGCACAGGUUCUAUCAUCUUUGACGGCUUCACUAAGGUUCGAGGGAUGUUUAAACGUUGACUUACAAGAAUUUCAAACAAAUCUGGUACCAUUUCCUCGUAUUCACUAUCCUUUAUUAUCUUAUGCACCUUUCGUCAGCGCUGAGAAGGCAUGGCACGAGAAUCAAUCUGUAGCUGAUAUAACGUAUUCUUGUUUAGAUCCUAAUAAACAAAUGGUAAAGUGUUGCGAAACCGGAACUUACAUGGCGUGUUGUUUGUUGUACCGUGGAGACGUGUCUGUUAAAGAUGUGAAUGCAGUUCUUGCUCAGAUCAAACAUAAGAAUCUAUUAAAUUUUGUUGAUUGGUGUCCUACAGGCUUCAAAGUUGGUAUCAAUUAUCAACCACCUACUACUGUUCCAGGUGGCGAUUUGGCAAAACUACAUAGAGCUGUCUGUCUUUUGGCAAAUUCAAGCUGCAUUACCGACACAUGGACUAGGAUAGACAAAAAAUUUGAUUGCAUGUUUGCGAAAAGAGCUUUUGUUCACUGGUAUGUUUUAGAAGGCAUGGAAGAAGGAGAAUUCAACGAAGCAAGGGAAAACCUAGCGAUGCUUGAAAGAGAUUAUCUAGAAGUAGCCACCGAGGAUGUAUCACCUACCAUUGAAUAUUGAAUCUAAAUUUCCAUUGAAUGUAGUCUCUUGGACUUUAAAUGUGAUUGUUCUUUAAUAAAUGAUGUUUUUAUUUAUUA
Molecule: messenger RNA, 1465 nt
Organism: Aethina tumida (small hive beetle)
Lineage: Eukaryota; Metazoa; Arthropoda; Insecta; Coleoptera; Nitidulidae
Product: tubulin alpha-8 chain-like
Exons: 6
Coding region: 57-1388 (443 amino acids)
Biological process (GO): microtubule cytoskeleton organization; mitotic cell cycle
Cellular component (GO): microtubule; cytoplasm
Molecular function (GO): GTP binding; structural constituent of cytoskeleton
Source: RefSeq, a predicted model, not a curated record